Messenger RNA from Cygnus olor (mute swan), 1758 nucleotides. It is a transcript of the gene DIPK1C, whose product is annotated as divergent protein kinase domain 1C. The transcript is spliced from 4 exons. NCBI's taxonomy places the organism in Eukaryota, Metazoa, Chordata, Aves, Anseriformes, Anatidae. Bases 78 to 1325 code for a protein of 415 amino acids. The record is from RefSeq and is a predicted model, not a curated record.
UCCCCUCAGACCCACCGAGGCCGGCACCCCGAGGCGGGGAUGCGCUGCGGGGCCGGGGCGGGCGGCCGGACACCGCGAUGAGGGGCGCCGGGGGCUGCUGGAAGCGGCUGCGGCUCAGGGGCCGGCGGAGGAGCUCGGCCGCCUUCCUCCUGGCUUGGGCCGCCUGCUGGCUGGGGCUCAGCGCCUCGCUCCUCGCCCUCCUCCGCCGGGGAGCCUUCCCCGGGCGCUGCACGGACGAGAGCGGCCGCAGCAUCCUGGCCAGGCUGUGUCUUGACUACAGCAGCGGAGCCCUGACCGGCGACCUCUGUGAGGACCUGUGUGUGGCACAGAAGCUGGUGUACAAACACUGCCUGUACUACGACAGAGGGAAGAAGGUCAUCCAGGCUGACUGGAGAGGCCAGCCCAUCAUCCUGAAAUCCAAAAAGGAAAUCUUCUCCAGCUACCAGCAUCUCAGCAUACUAGAGGAGGUGGAAACACAGGAUAUCACCGAAACGGAGCUCCUGCUGAUGGCAGCCUUGGAGGUCAAAAAUGUUCUGGGUCUGGAACUGUCCAACAACACCAUGGGGCCCCUGUGGACAAGGAGGAAGGGACCCCAUUGGAAAGCACAGGUGGCCAGCAUGUGGUCCUUGCUCCAGCAGGAGGAAUAUAUCUUCUUCAGUUUGCUUCAGGACUUCAGCAAACAUGUGCUACGAAUUAUUGGCUCUUGUGGACACUUCUAUGCCGUGGAGUAUCUCACAGCUGGACAUGCCUGGCACAAAACUCUUUUUCCCUUGGAAGACAUGGUUGGUCCCUCCCUUACUGGCCACAGAAGCAGAGUGAGAGCCAUCAUUGACAUCGCACUCAGCUUUCUGGACAUGGUGCAGCAUUUCGAUAAUGAUUUCUCUCACCGACUUCACCUGUGUGACAUCAAACCAGAAAACUUUGCUAUCAGGCACGAUCUCACGGUGGUGGCCAUCGAUGUGGAUAUGGCCUUUUUUGAGCCCAAAAUGAGGGACAUCCUUGAACAGAACUGCACAGGAGAUGACGACUGUAAUUUUUUUGAUUGCUUUUCAAAAUGCAAUCUGAAAAUCAGAAAAUGUGGAGCACAGAGAGCCAAUAACAACUUGCAAGUCAUCUGUGACAAAAUAUUCCGCCGAUGGUUUUCUCCCAGCCUCAGAGGGCCGCUGGUUUCCUUCCCCCUGCAGCCGCAGCUGCAGAAAGCUGUGCAGGAGUGUGCAGAGCUGGGGCGUGUGGAUGCUGCUGCGCACCAGAGACCCCUGAAUUCUCUCUCCGAAUUGUACCACCUGCUUCGGGUCAGUCAGCGAGAACUGCUGAGGGCAGAGUAGACACAAAAGGCACAACUGCGAAGGCCACAGCACAGCCAGUGCUAAGGGACACCGCGUGCGAGGCAGCCUGUGUUUUCCGUCCCCCUCCUUCACCCCUCCUGCCCACUGCGUUACAUUCACGGCGUGCAGAUAGGUUUUCUGCUGUGCAAAUGAAAUUCAUGGCUGCAGGUGCAGCACGUCUUGUUAAUAUCCUUUGAAGUGUGAAAUUGUUUUACAUUACCUGAUUCCACUCUUGCUUAUUUUCCCGAGCUAGUGCUAGUGCAUCUGCCUGAAUGCUGGGCAUCCUCUUAUGUAUGGGUGGUGCUCUGAAAAUGAAAACAGUAAGUGCAGCACAUCUAAUAUCAAUAAUUAACACAGUGGAUGGUUGGGUGUGGAGAAAUAUGUGCAUGAUGUUUAUUUUUAUUUCACUGUAGAAUAAAGAUUUUAAAAGCGA